Strongyloides ratti is the source of this 420-nucleotide messenger RNA. RefSeq names its product Ribosomal protein L26/L24P, eukaryotic/archaeal family and Translation protein SH3-like domain and Ribosomal protein L2 domain 2-containing protein. NCBI's taxonomy places the organism in Eukaryota, Metazoa, Nematoda, Chromadorea, Rhabditida, Strongyloididae. Gene Ontology annotation, cellular component: cytosolic large ribosomal subunit; ribosome. The record is from RefSeq and is a predicted model, not a curated record. Gene Ontology annotation, biological process: ribosomal large subunit biogenesis; cytoplasmic translation. The coding region runs from base 1 to 420 and encodes 139 amino acids. Gene Ontology annotation, molecular function: structural constituent of ribosome; RNA binding. The transcript has 3 exons.
AUGAAAUUCAAUCCACUUGUUUCAUCCAGUGCCCGUAAAUCUCGCGCUAGACACUUCAAUGCUCCAUCACACGUUAGACGUGUUAUUAUGUCAGCUCCUCUUUCAAAGGAACUUCGUGAGAAAUAUGGUGUCCGCUCCUGUCCAAUUAGAGUAGAUGACGAAGUUACCGUUGCUACUGGACGUGCCAAGGGAAACUCUGGACGUGUUGUCAAGUGUUACCGUAAAAAAUUCGUUAUUCACAUUGAUAAAGUUCAACGUGAAAAGGCUAAUGGAACAACUGUCAACAUUGGAAUUCACCCAUCAAAUGUUAUUAUCACAAAACUUAAGUUGAAUGAUGAUAGACGUAAAACAUUAGAACGUAAAGCAGAAGGACGUAAAGCUGUUCUUGGAGAACUUAAGGGAAAACACUCCACUGUUUAA